AUGUGGCCAUCUCCACAAAGCUCAAAAUGUCAAGCCUUUUCACCUAACUUCCCACCCCGUGAGCGAAUAAAAAAAAUCUUGUUCGCUCACGGAGGGGGGUUAAUUUUUUUUUUUAAAGAAUUUAUAUAUAAAUUUUAAAGAAAUAAAAUUUUUUCGAAAUUUAAAAAAAUCCCACUUUUCGAAAAUUGAAAAGUAAAUAUUAAUUUAAUUUAUAAAAUUUAUGUUUUAAAACGCAAUUUGUUUAAAAUUAAACAGAAUUAACUCGAAAUUUAAUGAUACUAGUUAUCACUUAUAUAUCAAAUUUUUUCCUAACUCCCCCCCCCCCCCUCCGUGAGCGAACACAAAACCAUUAGAAAAAUCGCCAUUUUUUGACCAAAAACCCACCCUCCGUGAGUGAACAAAAAUUUUUUUAAUAGAAAAAAAUUUUAAUGGAAAAAAAUUUUGAUAUAUAAGUGAUAAUUAGUAUAAUGAAAUCUAGAGCUAAUUCUGUUUAAUUUUAAACAAAUUGCGUUUUAAAACAUAAAUUUUGCAAAUUAAAUUAAUAUUUGCUUCCCAAUUUUUGCAAAUUAGGAUUUUUUUAAAUUUCGAAAAAAAUAUUUUUUAUAAAAUUUAUAUAUAAAUUUUUUUUAAAAAAAAAAAUUAACCCCCUCCGUGAGCGAACAAAAUUUUUUUGUUCGCUCACGGGGGGGGGGGGGAGUAAAAAAAUUUUUGUUCGCCAAGAGAGGGUGGGAUUUUGGGCAAAAAAAUAGGGAUUUUCUAAUGGUUUUGUUCGCUCACGGAAGGGGGGAGUAAGAUAAAUUCUCGGCUUGUAGCGAGGCGUGAAACAUCUUUAUAUACAGCUGAUUCCUUUACAAAAUCAAGAAUUCAUUCACGAGAUUUAUCUGAAUUUUCAAAUUCAUUUGAUAUGACUUAUUCAAAUACUUCACAUACCCCAACAAGUCGGCAAAACUACGAUUUAAUGUACCUGAAAGAAUACAAACAAAUUGAAGGAGAAUUAGAUAAAGACGAAAUUGAUAUGAAAACUUACAAUUUCUCUGAUAAAUAUGACUAUGAAAAUGCAGCUAAAGAAUUUAAUGCUUAUUUUCGCUUUUUAGAAAAUCUUGGGUACUUAACAAAGAAAAAAGACCAGAGAUUAAGUGCUAGUCUAUUUAGAGGCUUAUUAGGGGUCGAAAAAACAUUUAAAAAAUUAAUUAGCCAAGAAAGCACACAUAUAAAGCCAGCUGUAAUUGAGCCAAAGAAAAAGAUAAAGUUAAAAGAAAUCUCGACGCAGACUCAGGAAAUAAUAAUAGAUGAUACUAUUGCGAUGACUGAAGAAGAAUUGGAAACUUUGAAAAAAUUAAGAAUGAAGCUUGAAAAAAUUAAAUUUUCCAAAAUAAGUCUUAGACUUUGUGAUUUAUAUGACUCUCUUAUAAAAAUAAACACAGAAAUCCCUGAACUAUCAUUUGAGCCUGAAACUGUUGAAUUUGAGAGCUUAAAUAUCAUAAGAGAUUUAGAAACCAACGUCAAACAGUUCCAAUCAGGAAUUAAAAAUCGGCUUUCUCAGUUAUGAGCAAAAAAAGUCUUUGACAUAGAGUGUCAAACUGAAUUUAUUGAGCAGACUUCUCAAGCAAUUAUUCCUGACAAUAAAUAUGAAGACCUAGAAAUUCAAAUCGGGCAUCUUCGACAAAGAUAUGAUAGGGUUGUUCAUGAUAAAUCUAAACUUGAAGAAGAAUUUCAUAGGAACAAUUUAAUCUGCCAAGACAUUGCUAAACGUUAUAAUGAUUUAGAAAAAGAAAGCUUCACCUAUGAAGAGAAAAAAAAAUAUUUAGAAGACGCAAUAAAAUUAUUAACUCCCUCCCUCCGUGAGUGAACAAAACCAUUAGAAAAAUCGCUAUUUUUUCUCAAAAACCCACCCUCCGUGAGUGAACAAAAAUUUUUUUAUGGAAAAAAAUUUUGAUAUAUAAAUGAUAGUUGGUAUAAUGAAAUCUAGAGCUGAUUUUGUUUUAUUUUAAACGAAUUGCUUUUUAAAGCAUAAAUUUUAUAAAUUAAAUUAAUAUUUGCUUUCAUUUUUUUUGCGAAUUAGGAUUUUUUUAAAUUUCGAAGAAAAAAAAAUUUUUAUAAAAUUUAUAUAUAAAUUUUUUUAAAAAAAAAUUAACCCCCCUCCGUGAGUGAACAAAAUUUUUUUGUUCACUCACGGAGGGGGGGGGAGUAAGGCAAAAAAUUACAGACCUCUCAGAAAAUUUAAAUAGAAAAAGAAAGAAAAAAAUUAUCAUUAAGAAAAAAAUAGAGGACCUUAAUGUAAUUUUGACUGGAAAAAGGACGAGGCUUAAUCAUCUGCUUAAUGAUAUUUACCAAAUUAAAAUCCAUUGGAGAGUUUCUCAAGAAAAGUUACACCAAAUUAUGGAAGCGUGAGAAAAAACGACUGGGGUACCAUUUGAUUUUAAUGUAAAUAUAGAUCAAAUUAUUGAGAAGUACAAUAUAAAGAAAAGUGACUCAGAAGCAAGUAUCCACUUGUCAGAUGACGAUGAGGUAGAAAAAAUAGGCCCACAAAAAGAAGUAAAAUCCAUUAAAAAAAAUAAAAAAAUAUCAUCACCUGAGUCUUCUGGAUUAUCUCAAGAAGAAAGUAUCAGCAGUGAAGAAAACAAAAAUUCUGCUGAAAUCCCUGAGAAAAUUGGAAAAUCUCGUCGAAUACAAAGGAGAACCAGAAAAUUCGCCCAAACUCAGCCUGAAAAAUUAGCUUCUCGGCAAAACACAAAUGAGUCAACCAGACAUUCUGAAGAAAAAAAAAUAAUAAAAAAGCCAUCAAAAAUAUUUUCAACACCAACUUCAAAAGAAGGAAAUUUAAAUGCAGAUUCUAACAAAUUAGCUACACCCCAUCAUGAAAAUAAUUUAAAUACUAGCAAAUUAUUAUCUAAAAGAAUUAUAAGAGAAGAAAGUGCAGAAAUUUGCCAAAAUACUCCAAGCACUUUUGAAAAUACUAAUAGCCGGCUCAUAGAAAGCCCUGAAGAUUUAUUUAUUUCUUCUUUAAAUGAAAAUCAGCUUCAAUUAUAUUUAAAGUUAAAAGAGCAAUUAGAAAAUGACGCUUUGUAUAAAAAACAACAGAAGUUAUUGCAUAAUUCAAAAUGGACUCAAUAUAUAUUGUGCUGAAUUAAGCAUAUUAAUUUAGCUGUAGCCAUUUUAUUAAUAAAUUUAAAAAUAAGGUAUCUUAUUAUUACUAUAGAACAGUGAUGAUCUGCAGCUUAAUUAAAUGCAUCAUACCUGCGAAUUUACAACUUUAUACACCCCAAGAAGCCGCUCCAAAAGUCGCUCUAUUUCACGACCCAAGAGGCCUUAUACAAGAGCUGAAGGUGACACCUUGUUUGUCGGAAACCCCAAAGUACUUAUCCAUAAACCUGCCAUUCUAGAUAACUUCAAUAUAGAAUACCAAGGAAACUUAGACCCAGCAAAAGCUAAAAAAUUAAGAGGGAUAGGCAUGCUUAUCAGCAUAUUUAAAGGUGACCCAGAUUUUGAAUUUUUAUCACCUAAUAUUAAGAAAGAGAUGAUUAAAUGCUUAGAUGGACACGAUGAUAAAAGGUGUAGUGAAGAGUGCAUUCAUUUAAAAAGAGUUUUACAAGUAAGGGCAAGGUCACGAGGAGUCCCUUAUCCGAUAAAAACUUCAUCAAUUGAUGCUGAUUUAUAA
Blepharisma stoltei is the source of this 3658-nucleotide messenger RNA. The record is from the annotation of a GenBank genome assembly. NCBI's taxonomy places the organism in Eukaryota, Ciliophora, Heterotrichea, Heterotrichida, Blepharismidae.